Necator americanus (New World hookworm) is the source of this 1623-nucleotide messenger RNA. RefSeq lists its product as uncharacterized. Gene Ontology annotation, biological process: maturation of LSU-rRNA from tricistronic rRNA transcript (SSU-rRNA, 5.8S rRNA, LSU-rRNA). The coding region runs from base 1 to 1623 and encodes 540 amino acids. Gene Ontology annotation, cellular component: nucleolus. The transcript is spliced from 14 exons. Gene Ontology annotation, molecular function: rRNA binding. NCBI's taxonomy places the organism in Eukaryota, Metazoa, Nematoda, Chromadorea, Rhabditida, Ancylostomatidae. The record is from RefSeq and is a predicted model, not a curated record.
AUGCAGGCAGCAGCAAUAAUGCUCGCUGUUAUUGAUCCUGGAACCUGGAAAGUGAACGAAAGUAAGAAUCCAUAUUACAUGCAGGAACAAUAUCGCUACGAGCACGCAUCACUCCACGAAUCUGAGGUGGUACGGAUUUCAGGAUUACGUUCUGCCGUUUUGAUACUCUCUAUGAAGGAGAAGAAACACAGCAAGAUUUCUUUAUCGGCUCCCUUAUUGGACGAACCUACGCUGAUAACAGAUAUUCCAAAAAAGAAGAAAAAAAGUUCUGCUACAUCUGCUUCUAGGAUUGCGGAAGAUGUGGUUCUCGAUCCACCCAAAAAGAAGAAACGAGGACACAAUGAUAUCGAAAGCGAUUUGGUUGUGGAAGGGGCAGCAAAGAAGGAGAAAAACAAAAGUGGUUCUAAUGCAGCAUCUCACGGACACACUGCCCAACAUCUAGAAGAUAUGUUCCUCGAUCCACCCAAAAAGAAGAAACGAGGAACCAAUGAGAUUGAAAAUGAUUUUGUUGUGGAAGGGGCAGCAAAGAAGAAGAAAAAGAAAAGUGGUUCUGAUGCAACGUCUAAUGUCACCAUUAAAAAACAACUUGAAGGAAAUUACGUAGUUGGCUCACUUUCUGCUAUUUUUGGUGGCGGUUCAGCGUCCACAUCGUCGGAGAAUUCCCAGGAAGUGCCUAUUUUCGAAGGCGAAACCGUUAUAAAGCCAAAGAAGAAGCAAAAGAAAGAACUACUAGAGAACAAAACUAAUGGACAUGAAGAAUCUCAGAGGGAAGGUGAAGAAGAGAAAAACAAAGAUCGUGUGCAACAACGUGAAAAUCGCAAAAAGAGUCAUGAACAACGAAUGACAUUAGAAGAAAAAAAGCGGACGCUUUUUGUCGGCAAUGCUCCGUUGUCUAUGGACGAACGUUCCUGCAAGAAGUUGUUCUCACAAUUUGGUCCGGUUGAUUCUGUACGCAUGAGAAGCGUAAUACCAACGAAGGAGACCAUUACGAAACGAAUUGCACAUAUUUCCCAUAACUUCCAUGAGAAGCAAACCUCAGUCAAUUUCUAUGUGAAGUUUAAGGAUGAAGAAUCAGUUCAGAAAGCUCUGGCAUACAACGGAACUAUUUUGGACAGACAUCGCAUCAGAGUUGACACUUGUACAUCUAAAGCAGAAUAUGAUCGAAAGCUGACGGUUUUCGUUGGUAAUCUGCCUCUGGAUGCGAAUGAAGACGAGUUGGCUAACUUGUUUGAAGAAAACGUUGGAGGUGUUAGCUUAGUGCGAUGUGUGAAAGACCAGGCUACUGGAAUGGGCAAAGGCUUCGGAUUUGUAGUGUUUAAUUCAGCUUCUUCUGUUCCACUCGCGCUGAGUAUGACUGGAAUGCAGUUCCAAAAACGCGAACUUCGCAUAACGAAAGUGAUGAAGAAGACCAAAGUAGCAAAGGUCCAGCAUGCAAGGAGAAAGAGCGGUAAUAAUAGUCAAGCGGAGACCAGGCUAACCAAGGAACAGACUGCGAAAAUAGAUAAAUACAAGUUCUCCACGAGGAAAUCAAACGUAGAAAAACGUCCAGCACUGAAGAAAAAGGCUAAGAAAGCUAUACAAAGAAAGAAGCAAGGUAAACAGUCUAAAAGCUUAAUGCAGUAG